AUGGCACCUAAAGAUAAGAAAAAGGGAAAGGGUCAACAGUUUGAUGACGAUGAUGACAUUGUCGAUAACAUCCCACAACCAGAUAAGAAGCAAGCAAAGCAACAGCCACAGAAGAAGGGAGGAAAGAAGAAUAGAGGUGAUGACAGUGAUGAAGAGCUGGAAAAGAAGCCUGUAGCUGCACCAGCACCAGUACAAAAUAAUAAGAAGAAAGGUGGCAAGCAGCAACAACACGACGAUGAUGAUGAUGCCGUCGAAGAGAUAGCCCUGCCACAACCAGCAAAGAAGGGUGGCAAGAAUGAUAAGAAGAAGGGUGGAAAGCAGCAGCAUGACGACGAUGAUGAUAUCGAGGACAACAUCCCACAGCCAGCAAAGAAGGGUGGCAAGAAUGACAAGAAGAAGGGCGGUGCCAAGCAUGCCGAGUCUGAUGAGGACGACGUCGAGGACCUCCCACAGCCAGUCAAGAAAGGUGGCAAGAAUGACAAGAAGAAGGGUGGCAAGCAUAUCGAGUCAGACGAGGACGACGUCGAGGACAUCCCACAGCCAGUCAAGAAGGGCGGCGCAGCCAAGAACGACAAGAAGAAGGGCGGCGCAGGUAAACAACAGGUCGAUGAUGAUGAUGAGGACGACGUCGAGGAUAUCCCAAAACCAGUCAAGAAGGGAGGCGCUGCCAAGAAGGACAAGAAGAAGGGCGGCAAGCAUGUCGAGUCAGAUGAGGAGGAAGAGGAGGUAGAGGACAUCCCACAACCAGUCAAGAAGGGAGGCGCCGCCAAGAAGGACAAGAAGAAGGGUGGCAAGCAACAGAUCGAUGAUGAUGACGAAGAGGAGGAGGUAGAGGACAUCCCACAGCCAGUCAAGAAGGGAGGCGCCGCCAAGAAGGACAAGAAGAAGGGUGGAAAGCAUGUGGAUGACGACGAAGAUGAAGAGGAGGUCGAGGACAUCCCACAGCCAGUCAAGAAGGGCGGCAAGAGCGACAAGAAGAAGGGUGGAAAGCACAUCGAGGAGGACGACGAGGAGGAGGAGGUCGAGGACAUUCCACAGCCCGCCAAGAAGGGUGGCAAGAAGGACAAGAAAAAGGGUGCUGCUGCCAAGCACGUCGAGGAGGAGGAAGAGGAGGAGGAGGUCGAGGAUAUCCCACAACCAGUCAAGAAGACCUCCAAGAAGGACAAGAAGAAGGGCAGCAAGCAUGCCCAAGAGGAAGAUGAGGAUGAGGUCGAAGAUGAGGAGGAGAUCCCGCAGCCAGUCAUGAAGGUCUCCAAGAAGGACAAGAAGAAGGGCAGCAAGCACGCUCACGACGAUGACGAGGAGGAUGAGGAAGAGGAAGUCACCAAGAAGAUGUCCAACCUCUCAGUUAAAGGAAAGAAGGGCAAGGGCAAGUCCAAGCAUGUCGAGGAGGAGGAAGAAGAGGAGCCCGAGGAAGAGCCUGAGGAGGAGGAGGAGAAUGAAGACGAGGAGGAAGAGACUCCAAAGCAAAUGACACUGGCAGAGAUCAAGGCGGCCAAGGCAGCAAAGAAGGCGGCCAAGCUGGAAGCCAAGAAGGUGAAGGCAAAGAAGAAGCGUGACGCUGAGGAGGAGGACCAGUUCGAGGAGCUCAAGAAGAAGAACGCCGUCGAGAUUGACUAUGACAACGUGGAUAUUGACGACAUCGAGGGCCGCAACCCACCCGACUUUGUCCAUUUGCGCACCAGUGCUGGCCUGCGCAGCCAGAUCGGAAACGACAUCAAGAUCGACAACCUCACCAUGUCUGUUCCAGGCAGGAUUCUGCUGCAAGGCGCCAACCUGACGCUGGCCUACGGCCAGAAGUAUGGUUUCGUUGGCAGGAACGGUAUUGGCAAGUCCACUCUUGUCAAGAAGAUCGCCAUGCGUGACGAGAUCACCAUCGCGCCACAUCUGCGUGUGCUCUACGUCGAGCAGGAGGUCGUCGGUGAUGACAACACACCACUGACCUGUGUGUUGAAUGCCGAUGAGGAGCGCACAUGGCUCAUGGCUGAGGAGAAGGAGCUCAAUCGUCUGGACAAUGAGAACCCAUCAUGGCAGUACGAUCCACGCGAGAAGAGAAACUACAACCUUCGUGACAUCUACGAGCGUCUGAAGGAGAUUGAUUCAGACAAGGCACAAGCAAGAGCAUCAUCAAUCUUGGUUGGUCUUGGAUUCACAUUGGAGGAGAUCUCUACUAAACCAUCGAAGGACUACUCUGGAGGUUGGAGAAUGAGAAUUGCACUGGCUAGAGCACUGUUCUGUAAGCCAGAGGUGCUGUUGCUCGAUGAGCCUUCUAACCAUUUGGAUCUGCACGCAUGCGUGUGGCUCGAGAAGUACCUGUUCUCAUGGGACAGGACCCUGUUGGUCGUGUCUCACGAAGCCACCUUCCUGAAUGAGGUCGUCGACAAUAUUAUCCACAUCCACGAUCAGCGUCUCGACCAAUACCGUGGCAACUACGACGACUUUGUCAAGCAGCGCGACGUGGCACAAAAGACCACGCUCAACAAGCUCGAGAAGCAGCAGCGCAAGAUGAAGAAGGAGAAGGACUUUAUCAACGCCAACAAGACCAACACAAACGCCAAGAUGGCAGCACAGCGCAAGAAGAAGCUCGAGAAGGUCGAGCUGGUCAAGGUGGACGUCGAUGACAAGUCGCUGGUGGUCAGCUUCCCCGAGCCCGAGAGCAGACUGACGCCUCCCCUGUUGCGUUUCCACAACGUGUCGUUUGGCUACCCAGGCCGUCCCGUCAUGUUCAAGAACCUGGAGAUUGGUGUCGACAUGGACAACAAGAUCGCCCUGGUCGGAAUGAACGGUGUGGGCAAGUCCACCCUCAUCAAGCUGCUGGCUGGCGAGCUGUCAGAGACCGAGGGCUACAUCGAGCGCAGCAGAAAGUGCCGUGUGGCUCGUUUCUCGCAGCACUUUGUCGACCAGCUCAACACUGAUCAGACGCCCAUUGAGUACUUCCAGACCAAGUUCAGCAACCCACCCAUCCAGAACAUCCGCAACCAUCUGGGUCGCUUUGGUAUCUGUAACAACCUGCCCCUGCACAAGAUCACCACGCUGUCGGGAGGCCAAAAGUCGCGUGUCAUUCUCGCCGAGCUGGCGUGGGCCGCGCCACACAUCUUGCUGCUGGACGAGCCAACCAACCAUUUGGACAUCGACGCCAUUGAGGCGCUGGCCGAGGGCAUCAACGAGUUUGAGGGUGGCGUCGUCCUCAUCUCUCACAACCAGCAUCUGAUCAACCUGGUCGCCAACGAGAUCUGGGUCGUCAAGAAGAAUGGCACCGUCACCAAGUACGACGGAGACUUUAUGGACUACAAGGCAGAGAUCUCCAGAGAGUUGGACAAAAUGGUCGUCAGAAGCUAA
Molecule: messenger RNA, 3339 nt
Organism: Acytostelium subglobosum LB1
Lineage: Eukaryota; Evosea; Eumycetozoa; Acytosteliales; Acytosteliaceae
Exons: 2
Coding region: 1-3339 (1112 amino acids)
Molecular function (GO): ATP hydrolysis activity; ATP binding
Source: RefSeq, a predicted model, not a curated record